This is a messenger RNA of Danio rerio (zebrafish), 7351 nucleotides long. Lineage: Eukaryota; Metazoa; Chordata; Actinopteri; Cypriniformes; Danionidae. The record is from RefSeq and is a predicted model, not a curated record.
ACAGCCGCCGCCGCUAUAGUCUGCUGGAGUGGAUGUGUAUACCGUCGCUCGCGCGCACUGACGCGCUGUUUUCUCUUGCAGAUCUGUGAUUGCGCGCACAGACGCGUGUUUUGCGCGCUCGCGAGCGGACAGCGGAAUAGCGCUGGAAUGAUAUCUAUGGGCGGUGGACGAGGAAAAUGACCUUUUGUGAUAACGACGAGGACUUGAGGUUUUCGUGCUCAACGCUAGAGUCAACACACUAUUUAUGUUGAUUUAGGAAGUCUUGGUCGCUCGCGCAGCUUGGACUUUUCUUUCCAGAAAUGGACCGCGUCAAGAGUUCAAUGCAGCAAGUCCCAAACCCGAUCCCCAAAGUGCUCAGCCGUCGCGCUGGCGGUGCCAACAGUUUGGAAGUUGAAAAGGAAAACUUCGAGCGCAAUCAGGCGGUGAGCAUCAAUAAAGCCAUCAACACACAGGAGGUUGCUGUCAAAGAGAAGCAUGCCAGGACAUGUAUAUUGGGCACUCAUCAUGAGAAAGGGGCUCACACAUUCUGGCUGGCCGUCAACCGUCUGCCCCUGUCCAGCAAUGCCGUGCUCUGCUGGAAGUUUUGCCACGUCUUCCAUAAGCUGCUGCGAGACGGCCAUCCCAACGUCAUUAAGGACUCUAUGCGGCACAAGGCGGACCUAAAUGACAUGAGCAGGAUGUGGGGUCAUCUGAGUGAAGGCUAUGGGAAGCUGUGCAGCAUCUACCUCAAACUGCUCAUCACCAAAAUGGAGUUUCACAUCAAAAAUCCUCGUUUCCCUGGCAACCUUCAGAUGUCAAACAGACAGCUUGAUGAAGCGGGUGAGAACGACGUCAAUAAUUUCUUCCAGUUGACGGUGGAGAUGUUUGAUUAUCUGGAGUGUGAGCUGAACCUUUUCUUAGGAGUGUUCAGCUCAUUGGAUAUGUCUCGUUCAGUGUCUGUGACUGCAGCAGGUCAGUGUCGUCUGGCUCCUCUUAUUCAGGUCAUACUGGACUCGAGUCAUCUAUACGACUACACCGUCAAACUGCUCUUCAAACUCCACUCCUGUCUGCCAGCAGAUACUCUGCAGGGCCAUCGGGAUCGCUUCCAGGAGCAGUUUAAGAAACUGAAGAGUCUGUUCUAUCGCUCCAGUAACCUGCAGUAUUUCAAGAGACUGAUUCAGAUCCCACAACUUCCUGAGAAUCCGCCAAACUUCCUGCGGGCAUCAGCCCUCUCUGAGCACAUCAGUCCGGUGGUGGUGAUUCCAGCGGAGGCUUCAUCCCCUGAGAGUGAACACGUAGUAGAGACAGAGGACCUGGUGGACACAGACAUCCCACCUUUAACAGGCACCGGGGACAGCAAGUUUGAUGACCUCUUCGGCACCUCAGCCGCCACAGACCCGUUCAACUUCAACAGCCAGAAUGGAAUGCGCAAAGAUGACAAAGAUCGUUUGAUUGAGCAGCUCACAGCAGAGCUACAGGCCCUGAAAGAGGAGCUGGAGUCCUUUAGAUUGGAGAGUGGUCGUCUUUGUCAAGCACUACGGGGGCGGGUCAAUGAGCUGGAGGCGGAACUUGCAGAACAGACGCACCUAAAGCAGCAGGCAUUGGGUGAGAGUGAGUUCCUGAGGGCGGAGCUCGACGACCUGCGGAGGGUCAAAGAGGACACCGAAAAAGAGCAGCGCAGUCUGAGCGAAAUCGAGAGAAAAGCACAAGCAAAUGAACAACGCUACACCAAACUAAAGGAGAAAUACACAGAGCUGGUCCAGAGCCAUGCUGACCUACUUAGAAAGAACGCAGAGGUGACGCGCCAAAUGACAGUAGCUCGUGCCGCACAGGAUGAGGUGGAGAAUGUGAAGAAAGAGAUGCAGGACAGAUUAAAAGUCGCCCAGGACUCUGCCAGUCAGCAGGAAAAGGCUCAGUUAGAGCAGCUUCAAGCUCUACAAGCCGAGCUCAUGUCCAGCAGAACAGAACUAGAGACCCUGAAGAGCACCGUCACCUCCUCCCAACAGUCAAAUGAGCAGCUCGGCACUCAGCUGUCUGCUUUAGUGGCUGAGAAGGCGGGGCUUGUGGAGACCGUUUCUCGAAAAGAGGUGGAGCUGUCUGGUUUGGGGGCGGAGUUAGAGCGUUUGCAGAGCAGUCUGACCAAUGAGAGGGAGAGCGGUGUGAAAGCUGCUGAGGCUCUGCAAAACCAGCUCAAUGAGAAGGAAAGUCGUGAGCAGGCUCUGGAAAGCGAGUUGGUCUCUCUGCGCUGGGCGUCUCUGCGAGCGGCUCUGGAGGAGGCGGGAAAGAUCGUUCAGGACAGCUUGAAUCAGCUGGAGGACCCUGCACACAUCAGCUGCACCAGUUCAGCCGAUUACCUGGUGUCCAGGUGCCAGGUGGCUCUGGACUGCGUGGAGAGGCUGCGUUCGUCCAGAGACGGCUUUGUAUCAGAUAACACAGAUGUGUCUGGACUGGUGCGGGCAGUGACUCAGUUUGCUCACCUGGUGGGCGAUGUCAUCGUGCAGGGCAGCGCCACCUCCCACAUGGUGCCAGUGGAGCAAGCUGACGCAUUGGCAGACAGCGUGAAGGCGUGUGGCGCAGAGGCCCUGACGCUGCUCUGCCAGCUCAAGGAGCAGGAGUCUAUGGGGGCGGCAGACUGUAGUCGGCUGAGGACGGCACUAGAUUCUGUCAAGGCCUUGGGCGAGAAGUUGCGUCCUCGGGGUUUGGAGCUGCAGCAGGGGGAGCUGGGAGAUCUGGUGGAGCAGGAGAUGGCAGCCACAUCUGCAGCUGUAGAGUCUGCUGCCGCCAGGAUUGAGGAAAUGCUCAAUAAGUCCAGGGCGGUUGACACUGGAAUCAAAAUGGAAGUCAAUGAAAGGAUUUUGGCGUCCUGUACAGAUCUUAUGCAGGCCAUCAGAGUAUUAGUUCUGUCCUCCAAAGACCUGCAGAGGGACAUUGUGGAGAGCGGCAGGGGAGCUGCAUCUAUGAAGGAGUUUUACGCCAAAAAUUCCAGAUGGACCGAGGGUCUCAUUUCUGCCUCGAAAGCUGUGGGCUGGGGCGCAACCAUGUUGGUUGAUGCUGCUGAUCAGGUGGUGCAAGGAAAGGGCAAGUUUGAAGAGCUAAUGGUGUGUUCGCAUGAAAUAGCCGCCAGCACAGCUCAACUGGUAGCAGCAUCUAAGGUUAAAGCGGAAAAGGGCAGUUCAAACCUUUCUCGUCUCCAGCAGGCCUCUAAAGGGGUCACCCAGGCCACCGCGGGAGUCGUAGCAUCAACCAAGUCCGGCAAGUCUCAGAUCGAGGAUACAGAAACAAUGGACUUUUCUGCAAUGACGCUCACCCAGAUCAAGAGGCAAGAGAUGGAUGCACAGGUGUUGGUGUUGGAGCUAGAGACGCGGCUGCAGAAAGAGAGAGAGCGACUGGGUGAACUGAGGAAGAAGCAUUACGAGCUUGCGGGCGUCGCGGAAGGAUGGGGAGGCGAGGAGGAAGGAACGGGUUGAGACUCGUCCCGUUCUGAACCGCGGCCCUGCAGAUUGGGCGCUUGAAGUCUUUAUAUACACACUCUUUCCCUUCUCCCUUUUUAUUGUACUUUUUAACUCUUUUGAUUUACUUUAUUGUACAUUAAAGCCAAAUAAAAGGUGCUUUUUUUCUAACCUGCUCCCUCCCCUGCUUGUGGAGACGCGAGGAGUGUGAGGAUAGUGUGCCACAAAUGAAGAAGGAAGUGGAUGGCACCAUCUAGUGGACAAAGAGGGAAGUACAGGCUCGCUGAACUGUCCGAGUGUUUCAUUUCCUCUUCCGCCUUUUAUGGAAAUGGAGUAUCUUCCCCAUCCGUGACUGUUUAGAACAAUCCUGUCUCAUCAUGAAACAUCCCAUGAUGCACUGCACAAGGGUGAGUCACCCCAUUUUGCAGGAAGUGACACUGCGCUGUCACCCUUUCACAAACAGCAGCGGUGUGCGACUUCCAGCUCUCAAACGCAUUCCUUAAUGCCAUGUAGGAUCAUCCUCGUCUGGGUUUUUGGACUAAAAAGCGAGCGCUGGAUGGAGUAUUUGAUGACCCACUAUGGACUAACCUGAAAACACUAGCAAACUCAACAGAGUUUUUCUGGAUUCAGUAUUUUUUUAUGUUCACUUUUCCCUUGAUUAGGCAUUAAUUUUAUAAGAAACCCUACAUAGACUUAAUCCACAGGCUUUGAACUGUUUCACUGUUUUCACUUUUAGGGACAAAACUCCUCAAUAGCUCAUCUAACGACGCGUUUCACCAACUUCAAGUCCAUGACUGAAUAUGAACUGACUGUUUAUGUGAGACCUCACAUCGGGCUAGAGCUGAUGGUUUUCUAUGGUAAUAGUUUCUUCAGCACAGGUAGAUGAGGCACCAUAUUGUAUUAGUAAGGGUCUAUACAAUGGUCUCGUACGGUUUACACGCUGUUAAUAGGACAAUAUCUGUUAAUUCCUGUUGUCUUCUUCCAGCUCCUCAUCAGCGCACCCCUUCACACCGAGGCGAGGAGAGACAUCCGUGCCUUCCAAAAGGGAAAAGGGUCAAGGAUCACAUUCCCUCAAAAAGACCUUUAAAAUUGUGAUCUGAGUAGCGUUAGGACCGUGUUUUACAGUUGUCGUUUGGUAUUGAGAAGUGAGAUCAUGAAAUCAGUAGAAGCGUGUGUGGUGUGAGAACAGAUGUAGCCUAUCCCUGUGUUUGUUCAAGUCUGCUGUGUUCGUUUGGUAUCGUGAGCUUCCCUUUUCCAGCUUGGUGGAUAUCUAAAGAAAGAAGAAGCUGUACAGAGCCCUUAAGGGAAUACGGUGAUGUGGAAAAAUGUAUGAUUGGAGGUAAAGUUGCAGUGUUUUCUAGCAAAAAGCUGCAUUCCUCUGGGAAACUUUGCUCUCAGAUUUUCAGGGUUGUCUCACAGAAGUAUUAUGCUCACCUAAGGAACUGCAUUCACAGCAUUUUCUCUCCACAUUGUUUUCAUCCCAAAAAAUGUUGCGACUCAAUGCGAUUCUUGCAGGAAUGCAAAAGUAUUGCGAGCAAGUGCGUUCACUCUUGGACAUAGGUCUCCAACUCAAUUCCUGGAGGGCUGCUGCUCCAACCCUAAUUAAACACAGCUGAUCCAAAUAAUUGAGGUGUUCAAAGAGUCUUGAACAGCUUGAUUAGUUUGAUCAGCUGUGUUUGAUUAGGGUCUGAGCAAAACUGUGCAGGGCUUGGGCCCUUCAGGAAUUGAAUUUGAGACGUAUUCUCUAGGACAUGGGUCUCAAACUCAAUUCCUGGAUGGCCGCAGCUCUGCACAGUUUUGCUCCAACCCUAAUUAAACCCCUUGAUUAGUGUCAUCAGCUGUGUUUAAGACUCAUUUGAACACCUCAAUUAUUUGGAUCAGCUGUGUUUGAUUAGGCUUGGAGCAAAACCGUGUAGAGCUGCGGCCCUCCAGGAAUUAAGUUUGAGACCUGUGCUUUAGGACAGUGUUUCUCAACCAUGUUGCUAGAGGACCACCAGCUCUGCAUAAUUUCCAUGUCUCCUUAAUCAAACACACCUGAUUUACAUCAUCAGUUCAUAAGCAGAGACUGAAAAAGUUGUAAUGGGUGAGACAGACAAAGGAGACAUCCAAAACAUGCAGUGCUGGUGGUCUUCUAGGAACGUGGUUGAGAUACACUGCUGUAGGAUAUGUAGGAGGUUUGUGAGAAAAUGUGUUUCUCUUUUCUAGAUACAAAAAGGGUUUUCUCUCUGGAGAAUACAAAGGUUGUGUGUGCAUUUAGACUAUCUUGAAGCAAUAGGUCCAUCAUUCUGUGAAUGAAUGCAGGGGUUCUCUAGGGAAACUGAUUUUGUGGGGAAAUGCUAACUUGAGGGAAAAGUAAAAGUUUGCUGAGAGAUUUUGUGAAUGUAUGAAAAGUUUCUCUAGGAAAUGCAAACAUUUGCAGAAUGCUGUUUUCUCUAGGAUAAGCUGAAUUUUUGGCAAAGAAUGUGAUGUUUUUGUGUGUGAAAUCGAGUGAAAUCCAGUUUAUCAAGGAAACGCAAACUUUUUCACUUUUUUUUUUGUCAUUUUUUAGCACAAAUCUUGGAAGUUUCUCCGGGAAGGAAGCAUUUUUUUGAUGAAUGCAGAGUUUGAACUUGCAGAAGUUUUCCUAUCAAAGACAUUUCUCCUUAAAAAAAAAGGAGAAAUAUUUGAGAAUAUUUGAGAGAAAAAGUGAGAGUAUUUGUGAGUUUGUUGGCAGACUUUUAUUUCAGUCUGCAUAAAACGUUUUGCGAGUUAUUGCAGACGUUUUGCACCCAUUUUGUGAGUGAAUGCAAAAAAAAUGCUUUACAAACAAAUGCCAAAUUCCCUGCCCUAAAAGUCAAAGUUUAACAAGUGCAGUCGUCGUUAGUAUGAGAGAACAUUUUCUUGAGUGCUUAAUUUAUUUUCCUUCAAUAGUUUUUUCCUCAUUUGCAUUCCCUUGAGGGUCUCUGUUUAACUUUUAUUUAUUUUGCAUAAAAAAGUCAUUAUUUCUUAUUACAGUGCAACUACUACCAGAAUAUAAAUGUAUCAGUGUACCUUACAAUUAUGAAGUGUUAUUUCAUUUAUAGUCAUAAAUUAUGGGUGAAAUGUUCAUUUUUGUAAGCAUCUAAAUGCAGGCUUAAUUUUCAUUAUGCAAAAUAUAAUAAUUUUUUUCUGUGUGUUAUAAAUAAGACACUUUUGACUGUUUUCAUGAGAUUCACCCAGAAUGAAGAUACAUGAAAAUGAUGAAGUAUGUUGGGUUCAAGAGGCCACCUCCGUCAAAGCAAUGUAGACCACACAGCCUUUAGACCAUCACUGUCUGCCAGCAGCACAGCUCUCUCUCAGCAGGGCUCAGCCGGACACAGGGACAUCAUCUACAAACCAUGGUUACCUCAACUUCUCCACAAACUACCAGUCAGAAACUACACACUAGGACAUGACUGAGUUUAGAGUCCUCCUGUAGACUCAAGUUGAACAGUUGAGUAAACCAUGAGUGAGUGUGUGUGUGAGUGCGUGUGUGUGUGUGUGUGCAUGUGUUGUUUAAUUCUAAUAUAAUGUUUGGGUGGAUGCCGUGUGAUUGCGAUAUGAUAUAUACUGUAUAUCCCUUAUGUUGUGUCUUAAUACCAUCAUAUUGUUUCACUCGUUGCACUGCUUCAGCUGUUAUGCUAAGUUGCUACACUGGGUAUUUAAUUUCCGUUUUGUUGGAGUUUGAUCAUCACUUCAAGUUUUGGUUUAUUUCACCAUUUAGACUCGGUUGUCUAGUCUUACCAGCUCAGCCAGCCUCUAAACUGCCUCUCACUUUUGUUAAUGAAAACAAAACAAAACCGCUCAAUAACAUUUUGGAGAAUAUCUUUGUAUGAUAUAUAUAUAUAUAUAUAUACACUAAAACUAUGUGUGGGUUUGUUUUAUUUUUCAGUUUUUAAAUAAAUAUUUCACUCAUUGAUAUAAUA